This is a messenger RNA of Myotis lucifugus (little brown bat), 2184 nucleotides long. It is a transcript of the gene SLC38A8, whose product is annotated as solute carrier family 38 member 8. NCBI's taxonomy places the organism in Eukaryota, Metazoa, Chordata, Mammalia, Chiroptera, Vespertilionidae. Bases 25 to 1299 code for a protein of 424 amino acids. The transcript is spliced from 11 exons. The record is from RefSeq and is a predicted model, not a curated record. Gene Ontology annotation, biological process: amino acid transmembrane transport. Gene Ontology annotation, molecular function: amino acid transmembrane transporter activity.
ACCUUGAAGUUUGCACUUGGUGCCAUGGAGGGACAGACCCCUGGAAGCAGAGGCCUUUUGGAAAAGCCUGUGACCGCCAGCCCCGGUCUGUCCUCACUGAGCGCUGUCUUCAUCCUCCUGAAAUCUGCGCUGGGGGCUGGCCUGCUCAACUUCCCCUGGGCCUUCUACAAGGCCGGUGGGGUGGCCCCCGCCUUCCUGGUAGAGCUGGUCUCCUUGGUCUUCCUGAUCAGUGGGCUGGUCAUCCUGGGCUAUGCCGCCUCCGUCAGUGGCCAGGCCACCUACCAGGGCGUGGUUCGAGGGCUGUGUGGACCUGCCAUCGGGAAGCUGUGUGAGGCCUGCUUCAUCGUCAACCUGCUCAUGAUCUCCGUGGCCUUCCUCAGGGUGAUCGGGGACCAGCUGGAGAAGCUGUGUGACUUCCUCCUGCCCGCCCUGCAGCCCUGGUACGCUGACCAGCGCUUCACCUUGACCCUGCUCUCCAUGCUGGUCAUCCUGCCCCUGUCCGUCCCGAGGGAGAUCAGGUUCCAGAAAGUCACGAGCUUCCUAGGCACCCUGGCCGCCUGCUACCUGGCCCUGGUCAUCGUGGCGCAGUACUACCUGAGGCCCCAGGACCUUGCUCGUGAGCCCCGUCCUGCGCUGAGUCCUUCCUCCUGGACCUCUGUGUUUAGUGUCUUCCCCACCAUCUGCUUUGGAUUUCAGUGUCACGAAGCUGCUGUCUCCAUCUACUGCAGCAUGCGCAACCGGAGCCUGUCCCACUGGGCCCUGGUCUCUGUGCUGUCCUUGCUGGCCUGCUGCCUUGUCUACUCGCUGACAGGCGUUUAUGGCUUCCUGACCUUCGGGACUGAAGUCUCUGCGGACAUCCUGAUGUCCUACCCGGGUGACGACGAGGUCAUCAUCGUGGCCCGAGUCCUCUUCGCCAUCUCCAUUGUGACCGUCUACCCCAUUGUGCUCUUCCUGGGGAGGUCGGUGAUGCAGGAUUUCUGGAGGAGGAGCUGUUGCCAGGAGUGUGGGCCCAGGGCCCUGGCCAACCCCUCGGGGCUGCUGACCGUCCUGUGGGUCACCGUGACGCUCGCCAUGGCCCUGUUCCUGCCGGACCUCAGCGAGAUCAUCGGCAUCAUCGGUGGCAUCAGUUCCUUCUUCAUCUUCAUCUUCCCAGGUCUGUGCCUCAUCUGUGCCAUCGGUACUGAGCCCGUAGGACCACGAGCCAAGUGCUGCUUGGAGGUCUGGGGAGUAGUGUCCGUGCUCGUCGGCACCUUCAUCUUUGGGCAGAGCACGGUGGCAGCCCUCUUGGAGCUCCUAUGAGGGGCGGCCACCCUGGCAGGCGGGGGGCUUCCCUGGGCCACCCUGGUCCCCGCAUGAGACCAAUGUAACCCCAUCAUAAAGAUGCUGGAGAAACUGGUACCUCUGCCUUCUCAGGUGCUCAUUGGGGCUUCUGCUUGUUGAGGGUCUCUGGUGCGAUGGUGAGGGGGGUGCUUGUCUCCGGGGGCUGCCCUAACAAGUGACCACAGGCUGGUGGCAUUUAUUCUCUCAUAGUCCAGAGGCCAAGGUGUGGGCAGGGCCAAGCUCCCUCUGAAGGCUCCAGGGGGGGAUCCUUCCUGCCGCUUCCGGCUCCAGGGGUUGCCGGCAGUCCUUGGCUUGUAGACGCAUCUCUCUCUCUCUCUGCUUUCCUCUCUGCAUGGCCUUCUUCCCCCUCUGUGUCUGUGUCCAAAUUUCCCUCCUCUUAUAAGGAUGCUGUCAUGGGAUUAGGGCCACCCUAAUUCAUCUGAAGUUACUUAAUUAUGGUCUGCAAAGAUUCUGUUUUCAAAUAAGGUCACAUUCACAGGUUCCAGGGAUAGGACUUAAUAUUUCUGGGGUACACAAUUCAAUUCAGGGGGCUGAGGCCCAGAGAGCCCUGCUUUGUGGCACCAGGAUCAAAGACAUGGGGUGAGGGUAGCACACACAGAGCCCCAAAAGGGAUUUCCAGUGGCAUCCACUGGACAUGGAGGUGGACUCAGGCUGGUCCUCGGCCAGGGCACAGGGAAUGUGGGAGAUGCCCAAGGUGGUGAAUGCCCAGAACUGGCCACACAACCCUGCACCUGGCCCACGCUCCAGUGGGGUAUCCCGAGGAGAGCCCCCUUUCCUCCACUGGCUGGACCUGAAGGGCCUACAAGCCAAGCGGACUGUUUGCUCAUAGUUCCCUUCCGACCC